UUUCCAAAAAUUAGUUGCACAGUCGUUUUAGAACAUUGACGUAGGAAUUAGGAUAAUUGGACUAUUGCUAGUAUUCAAGAUCGCUUCUAUACGUGAUCAAUUCCAUCUUUCUGGUACAUGUCAUUAAUGGCAAUUCAUAUCAAGCGAUUAAGCAAACUUAUUAACUCCUCAAAAUCCAUCUUCAACCCCAUUUAUCAGAAGUCAAAUAUUCGCGUGUCGCAAGCUUCAUCACCGGAGAAAUUCAUCUCAACUUUUGCCAGCUGCCGUAAUUUUUCUUCUUUCUCUGCCGGCGUAACCGGACACAUAACUUCCGAAGAUGCUUUUGAAAGUGACGACCUUGAAUUUUUGAAAUGGCACAAAGGAGGAGGAAUGUUUCACAAUUCAGCAAGCAUUGAUCCCACUGCAUCAAUAGAUUUUGGUGCAGUAGUCCAUUCAGGUUCUCUUGUGGGUGCUAAUGUUCAUGUAGGAUCAGGAGCUGUUAUUGGGCCCAAUGUGACAAUUGGUGAAUCCACAAAGAUAGGGUAUAAUGUUGCACUUGCUAAUUGCAUGAUUGGUGAUUCAUGUAUCAUCCAUCAUGGAGUCUGCAUUGGUCAAGAUGGUUUUGGUUUUUUCUUGGAUGAGAAGGGUGCCAUGGUGAAAAAGCCUCAAGCCCUGAAAGCUCUCAUAGGGAAUAAUGUUGAGAUCGGUGCAAAUUCAUGCAUUGACAGGGGCAGUUGGAGGGAUACUGUGAUAGGUGAUCAUUCAAAGAUUGAUAAUUUAGUCCAGAUUGGUCAUAAUGUAGUGAUUGGAAAAUGUUGCAUGUUAUGUGGGCAAGUUGGCAUUGCGGGUUCUGUAACGAUUGGCGAUUAUGUAACUUUAGGUGGAAGGGUUGGAGUUCGUGAUCAUGUCACCAUAGUGUCAAAGGUGCGUUUAGCAGCUAGUAGUUGUGUGACCAAGGGUAUUACUAAACCUGGUGACUAUGGUGGUUUCCCCGCUAUUCCAAUUCAUGAAUGGCGAAGACAGGUUGCUAAUCGUUCGCAAACAUCAAAAUAGACAAAGAUUUUGUUGGGUUACUAUAUGAAUUAGUUGAUUAUGUUUGCUUGGUUUUAUAUUGUAACAUUAGUUGAUAUUUGUAUUUGUUUGUUGGUCUUUGUAACCAAGAAACUAAUGAUUUCCAUAAUCUUAUUUUGAUCAAGAUUGUAGUUGUGGGUCAUAUUUUAUUUCAUCAUAUCCAUUUCUCAUUA
Lactuca sativa (garden lettuce) is the source of this 1223-nucleotide messenger RNA. RefSeq names its product putative UDP-3-O-acylglucosamine N-acyltransferase 2, mitochondrial. Gene Ontology annotation, biological process: lipid A biosynthetic process. The record is from RefSeq and is a predicted model, not a curated record. NCBI's taxonomy places the organism in Eukaryota, Viridiplantae, Streptophyta, Magnoliopsida, Asterales, Asteraceae.